Molecule: messenger RNA, 1465 nt
Organism: Engraulis encrasicolus (European anchovy)
Lineage: Eukaryota; Metazoa; Chordata; Actinopteri; Clupeiformes; Engraulidae
Product: coatomer subunit zeta-1
Exons: 9
Coding region: 45-578 (177 amino acids)
Biological process (GO): intracellular protein transport; retrograde vesicle-mediated transport, Golgi to endoplasmic reticulum; intra-Golgi vesicle-mediated transport
Cellular component (GO): COPI vesicle coat
Source: RefSeq, a predicted model, not a curated record
CGUUGCUGGUCCUGUUUACGUCAUCAGAAAGCGAGGAAGUGAAGAUGGACUCCUUCGCCUUGGAACCCACACUAUACACUGUAAAAGCAGUACUCAUCCUGGAUAAUGACGGCGAAAGGCUCUAUGCUAAGUACUAUGAUGACACGUAUCCAACAGUGAAGGAGCAGAAAGCAUUUGAGAAGAACAUCUUCAACAAGACUCACCGCACAGACAGUGAGAUUGCCCUAUUAGAAGGUCUAACAGUUGUCUACAAGAGCAAUAUAGACUUGUACUUCUAUGUUAUUGGGAGCUCGCAUGAAAAUGAGCUGAUGCUGAUGUCUGUCUUGAACUGCCUGUUUGAUUCUCUCAGUCAAAUGUUGAGGAAAAAUGUGGAGAGACGAGCGCUGCUGGAGAACAUGGAAGGAUUGUUCCUUGCUGUCGAUGAGAUCGUUGAUGGCGGAGUCAUCCUUGAAAGCGACCCACAGCAGGUUGUGUACAGAGUAGCGCUGAGGGGAGACGACGUUCCUCUGACAGAACAGACAGUGACCCAGGUCCUUCAGUCUGCAAAGGAACAAAUCAAGUGGUCCCUGCUGCGGUAGAGAUAGAACAUCUACACACACACACACACACACACACACACACACACACACACACACACACACACACACACACACACACACACACACACAUACACACACACACAGUAAUGUAGCUGCAAUGUACACACACACAUGCAUAAAUACAUGUGCUAAAAGAUGUGAACACACACACACACACACACACACACACACAAUGCUGUAGAUGCAAUGCACGCACACAUACAUGAAGACAUUCGCUAAAACAUGAGAACACACACAUGAGCACACACACGCACACACACAUACACACACACACACACACACACACACACACACACACACACACGCACACACACAUACACACAUGUACAUAUAAACACACAUGUGACAUUCCUGUCUUCAUAUACUGUAUUUCAUACCUCUGUGUACAGUACACAGCAGUGAUCUUGGCACUGAAUCUUGUAAUGACAUCAUCUUGAAAGGAUAUGUUAGUCCAUAUGUAAGUUGUCUGUCCAUCCUUGAUUGUAACUGCAACCUAUUUUACUGAGAAGAUAAAUACCCACAUGCUGGUAAUGUCUGAAGUAUGUCAUCGUCAGCCCCACACAAUCCAUUUUUUUUUCUUCCCGGCUGAAGCAUAAAACCGUUUAUGUUUGGCUUUGUUUUCCCUUCAGCCCUGAUGUGAAAUCUUCUGCUCUUCCUUGUAUAAAAACAAUUCUGUGAUUUGUUUUUGUUUUGUCAUGUCUUUCCAUGCCAUUAUCAACAUUGAGACACUAUGUCUUUUUAACUGGAAAUGAAGUGUUAAUCUUCUGUUUAUUUGUCUGUCAACUCCAGGAAUUGUGUACAGAUCCUGUAUGCAUUGUAUGGCCUUGUUUACGCGUUGAUGAGAAUAAAACAACUUUGAGAAAUUG